Messenger RNA from Labrus mixtus (cuckoo wrasse), 7353 nucleotides. RefSeq names its product E3 ubiquitin-protein ligase RNF31-like. Gene Ontology annotation, molecular function: K63-linked polyubiquitin modification-dependent protein binding; DNA-binding transcription factor activity; K48-linked polyubiquitin modification-dependent protein binding. Gene Ontology annotation, cellular component: LUBAC complex. NCBI's taxonomy places the organism in Eukaryota, Metazoa, Chordata, Actinopteri, Labriformes, Labridae. The record is from RefSeq and is a predicted model, not a curated record. The transcript is spliced from 33 exons. Gene Ontology annotation, biological process: regulation of DNA-templated transcription; protein linear polyubiquitination.
UUGACUUCCGUAUUUAAAGCUAACGUCAGAGCCCUAGACGCUGUAACACCAGUGUUGGCGAUUCAAUAACUACUGAAAGGAUUAUUAAGACGUUAUAUUUUAUUAAUGACAACACAAAGGCUUACACGGAAAGGACGGAAUAAGUGUCGUAACUCGUCCAGACGUUAACUUUAUUCAGCAGCUAUGAGCAGCGGCUCAGCUGCUGACCAGCUUGAGGAGGUGAGGAGGAGGGGCCAGUCCAUCCUCUCCUCCUCAGGUUCAGCCCAGGAUGUGAAGACUGAGGUCCAGAUUAUGGCCAGCAUCCCCCUGCCUCUGUCAGAGAAGUACUGUCACGUGGGCGCCGACGCCAUGCUGAGGGAGAACAUUGUGGGCCGCAAUAGGCUGGAGGUUCUGGAGUCCUUGAGUAGACUGGUCAAGGCCUUGAGUGUCCUUGAGAAGUACGGCUGUAACCUGACGAAUCCUGCUAGGCCCAAAUACUGGAGGAACGUCAAACACAACAACCCCACCUUCAAAAGGACGGUGGAUGCAAUCAAGGGCGGCCGAAAAGUUUUGUAUCUGUACGGCUACACCAAUCAGCAGAUAGACGGCCUCAGUUUCCCGGAGGAAGUCGCUGAACCGGACACUGAUAAGGUUGCUGCACUGACACUUGAGGUCAUGAGCUUACGGGCUGAGGUGGACAUGCUCAUACAGGGCACCCAUCCUCAGCCCAAGUACAUCCAAGAUAUCUUCCCAUUAAUCAUCCAGCAGGAUACGGUGGUGAGUGACUCGGUGCCCUUUCUGCCUGGAGAGGAGAAGCAGCAGGGAAUCAACCAGCAGCUUCUGUCUCCUUCACCCACUCAGAGCACCGGAGGACAACGACCUCUGACCCCAACAACAGGCACAUUCUCUCCUGCAGUCGGUGUGUGUCAUUUGUGCGGUGGACCUUCGUCUCUGGUUUGCCCGUCUUGUAACAAGCAGCCUUUCUGCGCCGCAUGCGAUGACUUUUUCCACCGCCACCCUGCGAGAACCAAUCACAAGAGAGACAAAAUACAGAAAACCAAAGAAGAUACCUGCGGCAUCUGUGGGAUUACUUCUGCGCACGUUCAGUGCUUCACCUGUCCACAGAGGUUGUGUCUGCACUGUGACAAGCUCUUCCACUCUCACCACGACCGCCAAGGACACAACAGAAACGUCAUCACACCGGCCAAAACAUCCAGUCCGUCUCUGUCACCUUGGGAGUGCGCUCACUGCACCACAGUUAACGAGAUGCAGGCCGUCCUCUGCGCGACCUGUGAACGACCCCGACUCGCCACGGCUGCCUCCAAUGUUCAGGAAAGCCUGUCGUCAAUCCCAACAUCUCUCAACACAGAGUGGCAGUGCAAGAGCUGCACUGUUGUGAAUCAAGGCAGCAGCAUCCUCUGUGAGGUGUGUGAGCGCCCUCGUCUGGCCACCCGCCCGCCGGUCGCACCGGUUCUGUCCAGUCCAGGAUCUCUGUCUGACUCUGGAACAAAGUGGAUGUGCCAGUUCUGCACCUUUGAAAACACAAAGCCCGCUCUGGUGUGUGUGAUGUGCAACCAGGCCUGUAAAGACUCCACUGGAGUUUCUUUGCCCCAGUCCCCCCAACAGACCCCGACAUCCGCAGCUAAAGAUCAACCCCAGCCGAGGAUCAAACCCCAACCGAAACCCAGAGUCAACCUGGAGCUGAAGAGACAGAAGAUGAUGAGGGACGACGGCCUCAGGCUCGUCAACCAGAUCAGAGAAGCAGAAAAGCGCGGCGUCAGUCCUGAGGAGGUGUACGCGGCCAUCUGCAUGUGCGGUGGCAGCAACACAAACCCCUGUGAUUGGCUGACGUCAGAGCUGCCUCACCUGCUGGAUGAAAUCUGCGCCAUGGCGGCUUCCGUCCAGCUGAACUACAAAGCAGAGGAUUCUGGGAUGCUGCUUGAGUUGCAGAGAGACGAAGAGGCGACUGGUCUGACCGUCACAGGUGGAGGGGUGAAGCUGUCCCGGGCGGAGGCCAAGCUGGCGUGGUUAGCUGCAGGAGGAGACACAGAGAGAGCCGUGAGACAGCUGCUGAGAGACAGACAGGUCAAGAUGAAGGAGUUGCACUCUCUGGGCUUCAGGGACGUGUCACAGUGUGAGGAGGCGCUGCGUCAGAGUGGAGGAGAGGUGAAGGGCGCUCUGUCUCUGCUGCAGCGCCCCCUCCUGGAGCACUUCCACCAGCGGAUCUGGGCAGACCAGCCUGAGCCUCCGAUUGAUCCCAAACACCCUGACAAACAGAGGAUGUGCAGACGUCUGCUGGCGCUGUACGAUCUGCCCAGCUGGGGGCGCUGCGAGCUCGUCCUCGCUCUGCUUCAGGAGUCAGAGGUCACGUGCUCUCUGGAGGACGUGGUGCAAGCUGUGAAAGAGUCCCCCCCCGACAAAGAUUUCAUCAGACGUCUCCUCAACAACGAGUGUCCUUGCUGCUUCUGCAUCUUCCCUCGAAGCAAGAUGCAGUCCCUGACCUCCUGUCAGUGCUCAGUGUGUCACGACUGCUUCAGGCAGCACUUCACCAUCGCUGUGAGAGACAAACACAUCCGAGAAAUGGUGUGUCCCGUCUGCAGCGGGCCGGACAUCAACGACCCCGAACAGAUGGACAGCUACUUCUCCACAUUGGACAUCCAGCUGCGGGGCUGCUUGGAGCCAGUUGUGUACGACCUGUUUCAUAAAAAGCUGACGGAGCAGGCUCUGAUGAAAGACCCAAAGUUCCUCUGGUGUUAUCACUGCGUCAGCGGCUUCAUUAAUGAAGAAGACCAGCUGAAGGUCACCUGUCUGUCCUGCAAGAAGAGUUUCUGCGCUCAGUGUAAGAAGCCUUGGGAGGCUCAGCAUCAGGAUCUGUCCUGUGAGCAGUUCCAGCAGUGGAAGCGUGAGAACGAUCCCGAGUAUCAGCGGCAGGGCCUGGCCGGGUUCCUGAGAGACAACGGCAUCACCUGUCCUGGCUGCAGGUUCCAGUACGCUCUGACCAAAGGCGGAUGCAUGCACUUCACCUGCUCCCAGUGCAGGUACCAGUUCUGCAGUGGCUGCAACAAUCCCUACCACAAGACUGUUUGUCGGACGCCCCAGUGCAAUUUCUCCGGCCUGCAUGCUCAUCACCCCAGAGACUGUCUCUUCUACCUCAGAGACUGGGAGCCGCCCAGGCUGCAGGAACUUCUGCAGAAGAGCGGCGUGGAGUUCAACACAGACCCUUCAGAUGGAGCUCAAAGUGUCACAUGCUGUGUGAUGGAGCAGAAAGAUGACGACGGUCUGCAGACUGACUCCCCGUGUGGAACCCAAACUCAGCCGGGACAGGCCGGACUCUGCGAGAAGCACUACAGGGAGUACUUGGUGAGUCUGAUAAACGCUCACUCUCUGGACCCGGCUCUGCUCUACGACCUCCAGGAGCUGACCCGGGCCUGCGACAGACACCAGGUGGACCAUCAGAGAGGAGAGAACGAGGACGAAAACGUCUACCACGCUCGACUGCUCAAGAAACUGAUGGAGGUUCCUCUUGGAGAAAAAGUUCCCCGGAACCAAUCAAGAAUUCUGCCUGAAGAACAAUCAUCGGACGUCGAAUUUUUUUAUAGAGACAUGGCAGGAGGGAAAAUGCGCUCCACUCGCAGACUGCGCUCCUGGAUCGUCGAGCAGGUCAGCAGUGGAAAAUACCCAGGGCUGGUGUGGGAUGACGACGCCAAAACCAUGUUUCGUAUCCCUUGGAAACACGCCGGGAAACAGGACUUCCGUAAAGACGAGGAUGCCGCCAUCUUUAAGGCGUGGGCGGAGUUUAAAGGUAAGCUGACCGAAGGGGGGAAAGACAACCCGGCGUUCUGGAAGACCCGCCUCCGCUGCGCCCUCAACAAGAGUCCAGAGUUUGAGGAGGUCGGGGAGCGAGCUCAGCUGGACAUCUCAGAGCCGUACAAGGUUUACCGCCUGGUCCCCCUCAGCGAGCAGGGUGUGGCGGUUCCUGAAAAUAAAUGCAAAGUUAAAGUUAAAGCCAGCAAGAGGCCGAAGAGGAGGAGGAGGAGGAGGAGCAGCAGCAGCAGCAGCAGCAACAGUGAAUCUGACAGCGACGACGGCGGACAGAUCAAGCAGAUAAAGACGGAAGAGGUCACCUCGCAGCUGUGUGUUGACGAGUCUCUGCUGCACGGAGACAUCUGCAUCCUGACAGACGAACCCGCCCAGCACACGACCAUAACCAUACAGAGAGACGUGGAUGAUGAGAUCACGUUAGACGUGAGGAUCGAGGAGAGCGUCUCCGCUCCAACAGGAGUCCAGGACUCCUUCAGAGUGCAGGUUUAUUAUUUAGGACAGGAGGUGCUCAAACAUCAGAUCCAGGGCUCUGAUGCCAGGAUUAUGUACCUGCCCUCCUCUCCUGCCCCCCCGACGUCGGCCGUCAUGAAAAGCAGGUUUCCACGCAUCCCUCUGCCGGAGCCUCCUCACUCACUGCAGGCCUGCCCGGAGCUGCAGGCCGUGUUCACCCUGCUACCCUUUAUGGAGAAAGGGGUGCUGCUGACCUCCACGCCGCAGGGGGUGUACGGGAAACGCUUCUGUCAGGGGCGGGUCUUCUGGACGGGGCCGCACACGACCAUGACGGGGCUGCACAAGAUGGAAAGAAACAUGGCGCCGGUUAUGCUCUUCAGUAAAGACAUGUUCAAGCAGCAACUGGACGACUUUCGUGUAAACAACGGCGAGCCUCCUCAGUGCGGUGUCACUCUUUGUUUUGGAGAAGAGCUGAACAACACUGAAGACCCGUCCACAAAACUCAUCAUUGUUCAGAUCUCGUUCCCGUGGGCCGAGCAGCAGGUCCAGAACGCUCAGUCCAUCUUUGACUCCAUCAGCAUCCUCCAGUCUCUGGCCCAUCAGUCUCCUCUGGGUGAAGUAACUCUGAACCUCGUCCCCAUGCCCUCGCCGACACCCUAGACCAUCGCCUGCGGGUCUGUCUGAGCACUUUGUCCACCGGGAGAGGGUUUUUUGUUUUUUUUUUCAAAUAAGAGACUUUUCCACACCACUUUGAAAGCCAAAUGUACAAAAACAGUUUGUAAAGGGCUGACAGUGGAUAAAUCAAACAUCGUCUAAAAGCAGGAAAUAUGAACAAAGAGUGCUGAAAUCAGAGCGGCAGAUAUUACUGACGUCGAGUUAAAGCCUCUAAUUAACUCAUUCAUGUUCACAUGGCUCAGUCCUAACAAUUAGUUUAUAAUGUAACCAAACAGCAAACCGAAAUAGUUGCCAAACACACUUCUUGGGUUUGACUUUAGCAAUUUUUAAAUGAUGCAUCGUUCUGAAAACACUAAAAUUUAAAUCGACACUGAAUGUCGUCUCUAGAGCUGCCAACAUUUGUCAGUUGAUCAUUUCAGCAAAUGUUUUGAUACUUGAUUCUGUAAUUUCUUACAAAUGCACUAAAACUUUUCAAUACCACGAUACAAUCUCCGUUAUUAAUUUAAUGAGCCACGGCACAAAGUACCAAAGAUGUAACAAAAAACUACACAUCUGUCGUAUAUUUGAGCGAGAGAGAUGUAAAUUGUGCAAUUUAGAGACCGUGCAGGAGUCUGCCUCCUUUUAUCUGGGUGGUUAAAUACAGGAAAUUACCCGUUAUUUUAGGUCAUAGGAUUUGUGUUUUUGUUGCUGUGGUACUGAAACAGGUAUCUCUGUCGAUUGAUUUCUACUAAAAAUCAUGCAAGUUUAAAAGUCUGGUGUUGUGCCAACCCUAUCGCCACCACCUCUCCAGUUCAAGCUUCUCAAAUGAGAUGAUCUGUUCUUUCUUUUUCCUCAGUCGAGAAAAACAAGGGAAAGAAUGAACUUUUUUAUUCUGUGGUUCUCUGAUUGGAUUUAGAAAAUAAUCGUUAGAAGCAGCUCAGGUUUCUGGAUGUUCUGAAAUCAUGGCUGCAUGUCCGCUUUCUAUUAGAGCCAGUGCUUCCGAACCUGUGGGUCGAGACCCCCAAUAAAAGGUCACAAGUUUUCUUUAGUACGUACUUGUUAUAAAAUCCCCUCUUCACCUCUGUGACUUACUGGAUCAUUUUAGAGGUUUUAUUCCUUCUAAAGUGAAUAUUACUGAAACAAUGAGGAAUGGUUGAGCUGGUUUCAAUCCUUACAUCUGUGAUCAGAAACGAGUCACAUCAGUUUGUCUUAAAAGAAAAGAAGAGUAAAAGGUUGAGAACCACAGCUUCUUGCACUGAUGACUAACGUGUUUCUGAUUUACUCUGGUACAUGUUGUCCUGUUGAAUAAUCAAUAUCGACAUAAGGAUCCUAAAACUAAAUAGAUCUUAGAGUAGCUGUAGUUAGCAGUUAUUUUUCACAUUCUUCAUGUCAAACCUGUUAAUCUACUCAUAUCCAACUCUAAAGUAGUCAGAGAUUUUAGUGUUGUCUUUGUUAAACUCGUACAAUAUGCAUUUAAAAAUGUGUGAACAGUCAUGUUUAGAUUAUAUGCAACAGUAGUUUAUCCACUUAGUCAUUCUUCUGCAUCUUAGGAUUCGUCUUGUGAACCUAAUAUCAAUUUAUAAAUGUUUUACUUUCAAACUAGUCAUGUUAGAUGUGUAAGUAGCGAACAGAAGUACAAACAUCUCAUUUCAAUACUGAAGUCCUGCAGUUAAAACGCUCUGUUGAUGCUUUAAAUAAUUGUUUCUGUUGAGGCUGUCAGAGGAGUGUACACAAUUUGAUGUUCAGCAAAAACCUGUAUUGGGUUUUUGUUCCUUUCGUCUUUUAAAAUUUUCUCAUUAAAUCACUUUUUUGUUCUCCAAACAUUGAACAACCUGUUUUAACACACGGCUGAAGUCCUUACUGCAGAAGUCGUGGAAUAGAAUCUGACAUCGGCACUUUGCUGCAUGUCGUUAACUUGUAAAAGCAGGUUUUACUUUCCGAUGCUCACAGGAGGAGCUCUGGUUGAUAACAAAAACAAUAAUGAACACUUUCCUCUGCAUAGAAAACAUUUUAUCGUUAAUGCGUUGUUUAGAAAUGUUUUACCAAUUUAAAAAAAUACUGAAGUGUUUUUAGUUUUUUUUUAAGAUCUCCGACAAAACAAACACUUUGAGCUACAACAAACAUUUCUACUGCAGGACUGUUGUAUUAUUUUUUUGUUGUUAUUUUCUCCAACUCCAUGAAGCUUGUUCUGUACGUAUUUAUAACAAUAAUACAACAAAAAGGAAAAAAACAGACCAGAGAUACAAGAGGUGGGUUGUAAUAGUGUUAAAGUGUGUUUAAGGUGGAUUAUCAUGUAAAUCAACAGUGUUGGGCUGAGCCACAAUGCACGCUGUGGGGGAGGGGAGGGGGAAGACAGACAUUUAUUAAACUGUAAAUAUUUUGUUAUUUAUGCAUAUCUUAUGUCCAUGUUCAGUCAACACAAUGCAUUAAAGUGAACAUAUUCCUAAA